Messenger RNA from Salarias fasciatus (jewelled blenny), 1860 nucleotides. It is a transcript of the gene wnt9b, whose product is annotated as wingless-type MMTV integration site family, member 9B. NCBI's taxonomy places the organism in Eukaryota, Metazoa, Chordata, Actinopteri, Blenniiformes, Blenniidae. Gene Ontology annotation, molecular function: cytokine activity; frizzled binding. The transcript has 4 exons. The coding region runs from base 86 to 1153 and encodes 355 amino acids. Gene Ontology annotation, biological process: neuron differentiation; multicellular organism development; cell fate commitment. Gene Ontology annotation, cellular component: extracellular region. The record is from RefSeq and is a predicted model, not a curated record.
CACUUAAAGAGAAGCGCCGAUCGGACGGCACGGACUUUCUCCACUGAAGAAUCAGCGAGAUGAGGAACGGCGCCGACCCGGCAUCAUGCGCUCCAGGCUCCCGAGGACCGCCUGCCUACUGCGAACCAUUGCACUCUGCAUCCUUCUCUCUCACACUGCAGCUUAUUUUGGGCUGACAGGUCGGGAACCCCUGGUGUUUUUACCGGGUCCCUUUUCCAAUGAGGCUCCGACGGGGAAGGCUCACCUGAAGCAGUGCGAGCAGAUGACUCUGACCCGGCGGCAGAAGCGGCUGUGCCGCCGGGAGCCCGGCCUGGCCGAGACGCUGCGGGAGUCGGUGCGCCUCAGCCUGCUGGAGUGCCGCUACCAGUUCAGGAACGAGCGCUGGAACUGCAGCCUGGAUGGCCGGGGCAGCCUCCUGAAGAGAGCGUUCAAGGAGACGGCCUUCCUGCUGGCGGUGUCCUCUGCGGCGCUGACCCACGCGCUGGCCAAGGCCUGCAGCUCGGGCCGCAUGGAGCGGUGCACGUGCGACGACUCCCCCGGCAUCCAGCACCGGGAGGCGUGGCAGUGGGGCGUCUGCGGCGACAACCUCAAAUACAGCACCAAGUUCCUCAAGAAGUUCCUGGGCCAGAAGAGGGUCAGCAAGGACCUGAGGGCCCAGGUGGACGCGCACAACAUCAACGUGGGGAUCCGGGCGGUGAAGAGCGGCCUGAAGACAACCUGCAAGUGUCACGGCGUCUCCGGCUCCUGCGCCAUCCGGACCUGCUGGAAGCAGCUGUCCCCGUUCCACGACACCGGCCGGCUGCUGAAGUACCGGUACGACACGGCGGUGCGGGUGCUGAGCGUCACCAACGCCGCCACGGGGGCCACGGAGCUGGCCAGCCCGCGGCGCCACGGCCAGAGCCUGCGCACCACCGACCUGGUCUACCUGGAGGACUCGCCCAGCUUCUGCCGGCCGUCCCGCUUCUCCCCGGGAACCGGCGGCCGGACCUGCGCCAAGGACACCAGCUGCCAGAGCCUGUGCUGCGGCCGCGGCUACAACACCGCCAUGCGCCUCACCAGCCUGUCCUGCCACUGCCAGGUGCGCUGGUGCUGCCACGUGGAGUGCCAGACGUGCGUGAGGGAGGAGGAGGUGUACACCUGCAAGAACCCAUGAGUCCCCUGCCGGACCUCGCGCCGCACGCCGUCGGUUAUUCACUCGGCGUUUCACGUUCUCUGACCGAAUGCACUGAGAGCCCGCUCUUCUGGGAGCGAGGGCAGCGAGCGCUUCGUAACGCAGGUACCGGACUGGACGGGACGCCGCCGGCAGUGCGAGCUCUGGAACCCACAGUGACUUUGUUGUAUUGUCGUCGUCCUCCCCUUCAUUUGACUAUUUAUUGUGCCGCUCUCGGAGUCCGUUGUACUGCUGCUUUUACACUUUAACUCUUUUGAAUCAAGUGUUGCCCGAGGGCUGGAAAAGGCCCUGAAAAGGAAUCCACCUGUCUGUCUGUCUCUGUCUGCUGUGUUGGAUUUUCUGCUGCGGAGAACUCGGUUUUCCUCUCAGCCAGAAAAAGAAAAAGAAAAAAAAAGCACUUAAGUUGCUAUCGCUAUAUAUAUAUGAUACAAAACGUGUAUUUAAUCUUUAAUAAAUAUCAAGUUUGCAGAGAGAACCACUGGAAUUUGUGAGAAAACAUUGUAACUACAUGCAUUAACAGGGUCACUGUGUAAAGAGAGAGAAAAAAAAAAGGAGCCGAGUUUCAGUUGAUCUUAUGGAAAUGUCUAUGGAAAUCUCCACAUGUGGACUAAUAAUGUGUGCAGAGGAGAACAAAGGCAAACACGCACUGUCUUUCAAAACCACUUUAAAAAAAAAAAAAAGCUACAUUA